UCUCUCUCUGUCUUCAUGUGAUUUGCUUUUGCUGAUGCCGAUAGGAUUUACAUUGAUUUAGAACCCCUAUCCUCUCUCUCUCUCUCUCUCUCUCUCUUCUCUCUGACUUGGGUUGGGGAAGAGGGGCCUCAUCAAUUUACAACCACCAGAGUCACUCAAAAAAAAUCGAGGCCUGAGCUCACCACAGACCACCAGCAGCAGUAUGAAGGUGAGCCAGCGCAAUCACGGAGGAGCUCUCGCCGUGCUGAUUCUUCCACUUUUAUUCCCUGCUCUUUUCGCUCCAUUUAGCUACGCCUCUACUUCCCUUUUCUCGGAAUGGAAUGCUCCAAAACCCAGACACUCACGUCUACUUAAGAGUGCUUUACAGCGUGAAAAUUCAAAUGAGCAGCAGUCUGAUCUCUGGACUCCUUUGGCUAACCAAGGAUGGACACCGUGUGUGGAUUCCACUAAUGGCCCUCCCCUACCAAAUGAAUCUCAAGGAUAUCUCCAAGUGUUUCUUGAUGGAGGGUUGAACCAGCAGCGAAUGGGGAUCUGUGAUGCUGUUGCUGUUGCUAAGAUUCUGAAUGCAACUCUGGUCAUACCACAUCUUGAAGUGAAUCCUGUCUGGAAAGACUCAAGCUCAUUCAUGGAUAUCUUUGAUGUGGACCACUUUAUUGAUGUGUUGAAGGAUGAUAUUUCUAUAGUUAAAGAGCUGCCUGAUGAUUUCGCUUGGAGCACAAGGGAGUAUUAUGCAACAGCAAUUCGUGCUACCAGAAUUAAAACUGCACCAGUUCAUGCUUCGGCUAACUGGUAUCUAGAGAAUGUCUUGCCCGUUUUAGAGAGUUAUGGGAUAGCUGCAAUUGCACCAUUUUCUCACCGCCUAGCAUUUGAUCACUUACCAACAUAUAUCCAACUCCUACGUUGUAAAGUCAACUUUAAAGCAUUAAUCUUCGUUCCUCAUAUUAGAGCUCUUGGAGAUGCUCUUGUUAGUCGCCUUCGUAAUCCAGCUGACCAAAAUGAAGUACUUGGUGCUAAUGACCUAAAAGCGGUCACUGAUGCAAAAAACAAACAAGGACCAAGGAAGUUUGUUGUCCUACACCUUCGGUUUGACAAGGAUAUGGCUGCCCAUUCAGCCUGUGAUUUUGGCGGGGGUAAAGCUGAAAAGCUGGCUCUGGCUAAGUACAGGCAAGUGAUUUGGCAGGGAAGGGUCCUUAACUCUCAAUUCACUGAUGAGGAGCUGAGGAAUCAGGGGCGCUGUCCUUUGACUCCUGAAGAAAUUGGAUUGCUGCUAGCAGCUUUGGGCUUUGACAACAAUACUCGUUUAUAUCUUGCCUCCCACAAGGUAUAUGGUGGAGAAGCUAGAAUCUCAACCUUGAGAAAUUUGUUUCCACUAAUGGAAGAAAAAAAGAGCCUUGCCUCUUCAGAGGAAAGGGCCCAGAUUAAGGGAAAGGCUUCUUUAUUAGCUGCAGUUGAUUAUUAUGUCAGCAUGCACAGUGACAUCUUCAUUUCUGCCUCUCCGGGAAAUAUGCACAAUGCAAUGGUGGGACACCGAACUUUUGAGAAUUUGAAGACACUUCGGCCGAACAUGGCAUUGUUGGGCCAGCUAUUCCUGAAUAAGAGCAUGAGUUGGUCAGAAUUUCAACAAGCAGUGGAGGAAGGUCACAAAAACAGAGAAGGGCAGAUCAGGGUUAGGAAGCCCAAACAGUCUAUAUAUACAUACCCAGCUCCCGAUUGCAUGUGCCAUGCUUGAGUUGAAAUCAUCCUGAAAAAUGUGAUCGUGUGCCUUAUUAUCUUACGAUGUUCCACUGCAACUAUUGUUUGUGUUGUGAUACCUGAAUAAGAUACAACUCCAUUGUCCCCCAUCUGUAGAACGCGUUGAAAAUGUGCAUUACCAUGUGGAGAGUUCACUGAGGAUGGGAGACUGGGAGUUACGUAGAAUAUGGGAUUGUUCAUGUGUUAUGGAUCUGCUACAUGAUUUAUAAAUAGCAUUUCUAAACAAGCAUGCAAUGUAAUAUAUCAUUUUCUCAGUUUACCAAAGCUGGAUAUACAAUGUGCUGGCUCUAGUUUUAUUUUAUUUGAACCAUUCACCUUUUGCUCUA
Messenger RNA from Camellia sinensis, 2078 nucleotides. NCBI's taxonomy places the organism in Eukaryota, Viridiplantae, Streptophyta, Magnoliopsida, Ericales, Theaceae. The record is from RefSeq and is a predicted model, not a curated record.